AUAAUAAUAAAAGAUCGUGAUGUUUCUAAUUAUUAUCUUUAACAUCAGCUGAUCAUUUUAAUUAAAUGGAAGUGUCAUGGAAAUAGGAACAUAACAUCCUCCAAUGAAAAGAAGAAACAGAAGCUAAACUCUGGUUAUUUCCUGGUUCUCAGGUGAGGCGGUAAUCAAACGUCUAAUCUGACUGCUGACUGUAUCACUUCUUAGCCAAUAAAACAGAUUGUGAUUUUUGGUGUCCUGCUUUUGAGGCGGAGUGAGACAUCUGUUCUUAUUUGUACCGUCGAUCCAAAGCGGAACCGGAAGUGCUGUUUUGUUGUCAACAACUGUUGCUGUUUUUACAUUUGUCGAGUUUCCACUUUAGUUUCUGUCUUUUUUAUUUCCCCGACGCCUCUUCUUGUUUUUCACUAAAACGUUUUUACUUUCUAAACUUCUCUUUCCCGCUCUCACUCCCGUCACGCGCUGAGUUUUAACGGCUCCGCUGCUGUUUGAUCCCGGAGCGGGAAGUUUGAAUGAGGCUAGCAGCUGUUAGCCUGCAUGCUAAUGGCCCGCUGAUAGUCAACAAAACAGUUUCAGUUAGAUUCAUUAGAACCGUGCGGAUGUUCCGUCAGGCCGCCUCCAGCUCUCACUCUCCCCGGGCUUUAUCCGGUGAUCUCAGUCCGAACCAGUCCUCCUGCAGCUCGGACACCGGGGACGUUUUAAUCCGCUCCACCAGGAUUCUCUCGGACCGGAGACGCGAAGCCGGACCAGGACCCGGUUCCGUUCAGAUAACUGUCCAGAAGCUGCGGGACCCGGCCCCGUUCCAGCCUCCUCCGGCCGAGCAGCACCGGCGGCCGAAGGCCGGACAGACGCCGGACACCGGAGCUCCUCCGCGCUCCGCGGCGGGCGGUCAGCCCGACCGACUGAGUGGACAGACCAAGGAGAACAGAGAACCAACAGGAAGACCCAACAGGAAACUGUCUGCUGGGACUCAGAGAGACCGACAGCCUGGUCACGACCUCCUGACGUCACGUUUCACCGCCGGAGGUCGAGGAGUUGUACUCGCAGCUCUGAAGCAGCGCUUUCACAGCGCCCCCCACAGGAGGGAGGUCAGAGUGAAGCUGCUGGACCCGGGGCCACUGCAGAACAGUUCCCAGGAUCCUCCAGGUCUGAGGUCCAACUCCCAGGAUGCAGCAGGUGUAGCGGGGGUCCAGGUGGAGGCGGGGCUGUCCUCUGGUUGCCUGGGAGAUGCCACCAAUGCAGCAGCAGCAGCAGCCGCAGCUGUAGCUGCUCCUCUCAUCAAGAUGGAGGCUCAGGUGUCUCAGCUGGUGGACGGGCUCCAGAGGCUGCUGCAGGCCGACAGGGAGGGCAGGGACAGGGGGCGGAGUCAGAGCCAGCAGACGCUGCAGCAGCUGGAGACGCUGCACGGUCGACAGCUGCAGCUGCAGAGCCAGCUGCUGGAGUCAGCCCUCAGGAUAGUGACGGGCCACACCCCCGCCCCCUCGUUGACCUCUGACCUCACGGCCUCAGGUCAGACGGCCCAUCUGCAGGUCACACACCUGGACUGUGCAGCAGACGUCCUCAGGAACCAGCAGCAGAGCUCCACGGCAACCACAGCUGCCGUCCUGGAGACCGGCCCAGUUACCAUGGCAACACCCAGCUGUGACCGACAGCCGGAGAAAACCAGAGGUGACCGCCAUCGCCGAGGUGCUCCCAGUGUUUCCACGGCAACACAUCAACCUAAAGGAUCCCACCUGCAGUCCUCAGACCGUCACAGCCGGGCGGCGGCGAGGAAAGCCAACGAGGUGCUGAGGGAGAUGGGUCGACUGAAGACGGAGAUGAAGGCGCUGCUGACGCAGCCAGAAGACUGUCUGACUACAACCAGGCCUCCACCAGACCACCACCAGUCCCAACAAUCCCAAUCCCAACAACACCAGGUCCAACAAAUCCACUCCCAGUCCCAGCAGUCCCAGUCUGUGCUGGUCCAGAGGAGGCCUGUGGUCCCGUCCACGUUGGAGGAGGCGGGUCAGGUUCUCCGUCAGGUUCGGAGACAGAAGAAGGUUCUGGAGGAGAACCUGGAGGCUCUGCUGAGAGCUAAGACCGGAGAGGUCCUACACUGCCAGCUGGAGGCUCUGGCUGCUAACAGAGACUGGACUGAGGAGGUCCGGAUCAAGAAGACCGUGGACGCCUGGAUCAGCACGUUGUCCAAAGACUUCCAGGCUGAGACGUCCUCAGAGGAUGCUGCAGUGACAUCACAGCUGAGGGCCGUCCAAUCAGAGAGGGGGAGGCCAGUGAGCACGCUCAGAGGGACAGGAAGUAAGACGACGGCAGGGAGAGGAGGCCGAGGACAGAGAGCCAGACACGGAGCGGUGCAGGGGGCGGAGCCUGGCAGAGGCCCAGGUGCUCUGACAGACAGUGAACAGGUGGAGGGAGAGUCGUACCUGACGCAUCUGUACGGCAGAGCUCCUUACGAGGGUCUGAGACGAACCCUGAAGAAGAGUCCGUACCUUCGCUUCAGCUCACCUGUGUCACCGCUCAGCAGGAAGCCACGCCCCCGCCUGGUGGAGAGCGUCAGAGGUGUGAAGGUGAAGUCCUGUAAGACUCAGACCAGUUUGGCUCCUCCCCUCAGCCCGUCACCUGGACGACCUCAUCAUCUCCUCAGCUCCUCCCACAUGAACUCUGGUGACCCCGCUGACAUCACAGUGACCCCUGCUGACACGUACUCUGUUCCCAUGGCGAUCCCACUGGGUCGUCGCAGGAUGGACUCUUCCUCCAGGUGUCUCGCUGAGCGUCAGCAGGAAGUGACAUCACCACCCACACCUGUUUCCAGGACGUCCAGUGAGGCUGCUGCCGUGGUCGACAGAGCACCUGAGCGACAGAGGGAGGAGCAGGUGGAUGCAGGUGAAGCUCCUCCUCCUCCAUCACACAUGGUCAUCGAGGUGAAGAGCGAGGAAGACGAGGGCGAGGAGAACGUCUUCCCUGGAGCUGACUUCCUGUCUGUAGCUAAUGUCAUCCAGGAGGAGGUGAGUGUGGGGGGUGAGGAGGCCGUGGAGUUGGACGGGGGUCCGUCUCCUCCUCCAGUCCUGUACCAGGGUCCGGUCUUCCCUCCCCAGGGUCGUUCUGCCCUCCCAGCCCAGAGCCAGACCUCUGUCCUGGACGCCGACCAGCAGAGAGACGCCCUGGAGAACCGGCUGGUAGAAUGGGUGGAGCAGCAGCUGAUGUCCAGGAUGAUCUCUGAGAUAUACCGCCCCCCUCCGUCUGACCCCGCCCAGAACGUUUCCUCCGACCAAUCAGAGCUUGAGGAUCGGAGCGUCACCUCAGACAUUGUGGAGGCAGCAGGAGGUGGAGGUCUGCAGCUCUUUGUAGACUCCAACGUGUCGGUGGACUCCGCUCUGAUCCGACAGCUGGUGAACGAGGUUCUGACAGAGACCGUGGCUCUGAUGCUGGGACAGAGAGACGCACUGGAUACAGGACCAGGACCAGGACUGGAGCCACCAAAAGCAGGAGCAGCAGCACAUGAGGAGGCCAAACUGGUUCCUCUGGUUCCUACACCAGAGCCUACCCCUCCACCCAGCCCGACCCCACCUGCCGGACACACCACACCCCUGGCCACGCCUCCUCCACCUGAACCAACCAGCCUGCUGAACGAGGAGUCUCCUCAGCCAAUCACAGCUCCCGAGCCAGUAGCCACGCCCACACCCAGCCCAGAGCCCGCCCCCUCCGCAGGUAGUCCACCUGUCCUUCAUCAGGCCCCACCCCCUCUGCCCUGGGGAGAUGCUGAGCUGCCAUUGGCUGAGGAGAGACCAGAGGAGCACGUGGACACGCAGCAGCUGCUGCUGAUGUCAGUAGCAGAGGAGGAGCCUCCUCUCUCCUCUCCCCUGCCUCCCCCUCGCUCCCCGUCUCCUUCUCCUCGCCCCGAUCCUGAGCCCAGACCAGCGUCCCCCUCCAGCUCCUCCUCCUUCUCAGAGUCCAGCUCCAGCAGCUCGGUGACGCCUGAGACUGAAGCAGCUCUGAAACACAUCUCAGAGGGAGAGCUGCUCAUCACUGUCAACCAGCUGGCUGCCAUGACAGAGGAGGAGGUGGUGUGUAGUUUCUCCAGUUCUCUGCAGGAGCUGCAGGACAUGGACUACGACCCCCCCAGUGAAGGACAGGUCAGAGGUCACAACCUCCUGCUGUCCAUGCUGACCAAGAUGGAGCAGGGAGUCGCACAACGAGGAGAGAGACCACAACCAGAGGGCUCCUGGGGGAGGGAGGACCAGGAUCAGGGGGAGGAGGUGAGUGUGGGGGAGGUGACAGACGAUCGGACUACAAACCUACUCAGGACUACAGAUCCCAGGAGCUCCAGCAGGCGUACGGAAGCUGGGCGGGGUCAAACCUCCUCACCUGGACAGAUCAGUCAGUGUGCAGAGGUCAGUUUUGAAGCGACCAAUCAGGGCUCGGAUACGGUGGGCGACCUGAUGGCAGAGCCGCUUGGUACGCUGACCUCUGACCUCCAGACUGACCUGUCCCUGUCUCCUCCUCCUCGUCACCCUGCAGCACAGGUUGUUGACGUCCUGAUCAGGAAGCUCCACACGCUGACAGCUGCAGAGGAGGAGGAGGAGGGAGGAGCCAGGAGGAUGGAUGUUCAUCUGCCCUCCAUCAGAGCAGAGGAGGAGCUGAUGGAGGAGCUGAUGGAGGUCAGUGCUGCAGCUGAUACAGACUCCUCCUCCACCAACGAUGUUUUCUAGACAGAGGAGACGCUGCUCCUCAUGAGACGCUGCUCCUCAUGGAGACGCUCCUCAUGGAGACGCUCUGACCUCAGUUCAUCCUGAAUCAUCCUGAACGACUGCUUCAUAACAGACUGAUGAUCAGUUUCAUUAUUGAUUAACCUGCUGAUCAGUCUGUAAAACAGCUGGAACAGUUUCACAGUGAAAUCCUCACUGCUGAGAGACUGAUGAUCAGUUAUUGAUCAGAUGUUCAUUCACUGAUCAUCAGGAUCAAUACUGACUGCUUUCUGCUGCUUCAGCUUUUAUUUCCUCCUGUUUCUGUUUUCUUCACUGAACACAAACUUCUUCACUUUUACUUUGAAAUCAGUCACCUUCAGCCUCAUCACUGAUCAAUAACACUGAUCACUGAUCAAUAACACUGAUUCACACUGCUUUUCAGAUAAACUGAUGAUUUAAUAAACUGUUCAACAUG
This is a messenger RNA of Lates calcarifer (barramundi perch), 5151 nucleotides long. Its product is annotated as KIAA0586 ortholog. Bases 507 to 4700 code for a protein of 1397 amino acids. Gene Ontology annotation, cellular component: centriole; ciliary basal body. Gene Ontology annotation, biological process: smoothened signaling pathway. NCBI's taxonomy places the organism in Eukaryota, Metazoa, Chordata, Actinopteri, Centropomidae. The record is from RefSeq and is a predicted model, not a curated record. The transcript has 29 exons.